Molecule: messenger RNA, 1863 nt
Organism: Penicillium subrubescens
Lineage: Eukaryota; Fungi; Ascomycota; Eurotiomycetes; Eurotiales; Aspergillaceae
Product: fungal specific transcription factor domain-containing protein
Exons: 5
Coding region: 1-1863 (620 amino acids)
Biological process (GO): DNA-templated transcription
Molecular function (GO): zinc ion binding; DNA binding
Source: RefSeq, a predicted model, not a curated record
AUGUUUGUUAUCGAAGAAAGGUCCAAUGCUCUCUUCCAAAUCCAGAUGGCCCGUACCUUGUUCCAACGUAUCCAGGAAUUAGAGGGUGCCCUGUCGCGGGUUGGAUCGACUCCGGAGUCAUCAAGUCAUGCUUUGGAUAAUGAAGAAGAAUUGACGACACCAGUUCCUUCGAGGAUCAGCACCAGCCAUACUUCAACUGUAGCAAGUGGCAGAGAAGGAUUCACCUUUUCAGGAAGCUCCCUAUCGCCCGCUACAUUUACACAGACACCCACUGGCUCCUAUGAUCACCCCGCCAAAGAGGAUCCUGGCAGAAAUCAUAAAUCUGCCCGUCAAUGGGGGCCCAACUGGUACUUUAAUGGCAUACCCAUGUCUACUGAAGAAGGCCGUGAAUGGCUCUCCAAAAGGACGGGUCAGCCAGUCUCGUGGGCGGAUUUCAGUAUCCCUAUAAAGCAAUCCGGAGCUUCCACCCUCCACCAAUCUUUCUCACAGGCGUCGUGCGAAUUACCCGAAAAGGAGGUGACCCAGGAAAUUGUGAAUGUGUUCUUCAAGUCCUCAUUCAGACUCGCUUUCCCAGUCUUGGGUGAGGUCCUGUUUCAGACAACGAUUGAGACCGCAUAUGAACAUAUGGAGGAAAAUCUGUGCACGCCUAUGCAAGUCUCAGCCAGGGCUUGUGUCUUGAGCAUGUUAGCUAUUGCGCCUCACCUAGACAUAUCGAGACAGAUCUCCCUCCCCAUAGAUGCGGAUUCGUGCGCAGCCAAGGCACAUUGGCUCUUGUUACAGAUCGCCGACGAUGUCAGUGUGUCGACACUGCAGACUGCAAUUAUCUUGCAAAUACAGCGCGUGUUUUGUACCGACUGGCAAGGCGCGACCUUCUUUCAAUCGAUUGCAUGUCGUGUAGUCUGCGCUCUCAAGGGACAUCUAUGCGACUCAUCGAAUGUCUCCAGGCUCGAGAAUGCCCGCUCAGAACGCGAACUCCACCAUAUUCGAACGCUGUUCUGGCUAUGCUACAUGCUCGACAAAGACAUCUCCCUGUUCACUGGCAACCCUCCUCUCCUCACCGAGAUCUACUGUGAUCUAAUCCUACCUGAUAACUACCUCGACCACUAUACCUACCGACCGACCUUAACCCUCUCCAUGACAAGUAGCGACCAAAUUCAAAGUACCAUUAUUAGUCCUCAUCUCCCAGGAGACCCUCAUCUAACGCACCUAAAAGAGAAAGUCUACCGGCAGCUCUUAUCCGCGCGAGCAAUGAAGGAUAACGACAACCAGCUCCUCCUGAACAUCCGGCAAUUAGACAACGAGAUGGAACACUGGCGACUGUCCAUCCCUGCGAAUUUCCGCCCAGCACUUUUCGUCUCGAAGAAUACUCUCCCGAAUUCAUCUGAUGAAGGCAUCCCGUUUAUCAUCCGACGAUUGUCACUGCAAUUAGAUUAUCAUCACCUGAUGACCAUCAUUCACACGACAGUCAGAAAGUGCACGGUGGAAACUAGUGACGAGAUGCCGGAUUUGCAUAGUGUAGUUCAUUCGAGCUUUGAUUUGUCGUUGGUGGCUAGUCGCUCAACAAUGUGGUGUUUGAGGACUCUUGUUAGCUUGAUUGCGGAAGGAGCUUUUCGGUUCGUUACAUUCUAUUCGACUGCGGCCGCUUUAACACUGUUCCUCAACAUCGUCAUCCAUCCUCUCGACGCACAAUCGCGGAUUGAUCUGGAGCUUCUUAUAUCAGCUGCCAAUACAAUACGCAACAUGCCUGUGCAAGCUUUGACGAAAACCGAGGUUUCGCAUAUUCGAGAACUGAGCAAGUUCGUUAUGAGGCUGGUUUGGCUUGGGACAUGUGCAGUGACCAAGGAAGAAAGAGAGAAUGAUUAG